AUGAGGUCGCAGCAGAGGAGCCCGGGAUCGGUGGCCGCGCUGGGCUUGAUCACCUGCGUUUGUGCCUUUUACGCGACCACAGCCGUCGACAUCCCGCUGGAGGUUGAGCAGCUGCCCACCAUCACGGCGCAGUCGCCCAGCUCUCUCAUCGCCUUCCCGUUUGACGAGAGCUUCCCCAUGACGUGUGAAGCCAAAGGGAACCCCGAGCCAGAAUACCGAUGGACGAAGAAUGGCCAGGAAUUCGACCCCUCUCUAGACCCCCGGCUGAUGAAAGAGGAGAAUUCUGGGACCUUUGUGAUACCCAAUAAUGGGAACCUUACAGAGUACCAGGGAACCUAUCGCUGUUACGCCUCAAACAAACUGGGGACCGCCAUAUCGAAGGAGAUUGAGUUCAUUGUGCCCCAUGUUCCAAAGUUUCCUAAAGAAACACUUGACCCGGUCGUGGUGGAGGAAGGCCAGGCUUUUGUUUUACAGUGUGAUCCACCUAAAGGCAUACCUCCCCUCCAGAUCUACUGGAUGACUAUCAACCUGCAGCACAUCGAGCAGGACGAGAGGGUCUCCAUGGGCCUGAACGGAGACCUGUACUUCUCUCACGCCGUGGAGAAGGACAGCCGGAGGGACUACUGCUGCUUCGCCGCCUUCCCCAGAAUACGCACCAUCGUUCAGAAGACCGCCAUGUCCGUCGUGGUGAAGACGAAAAACAGUGGCACGAGUCCCGAAACUGCUAAUGCGAUCCUUGAGAGAAGACCCUCUCUUCUGACGCCCUCUGGUGUCAAAUCAGAGACACGGCUGGUCAAAGGAGAGGACCUGAAAUGGGAAUGUAUUGCUGAGGGAUUUCCAACUCCACAGGUCGAGUGGGUGAAGAUGGGUCAUCAGCUGCCCGUCAAAGCCAAACUGGAGAAUCACGGGAAGCUGAUGAUUGUGCCGAGGGUGGACCGGGAGGACGGUGGGAAGUACAUGUGCAAGGCGAAGAACGCGCUGGGAGAAGCCGUCCACUACUUCACGCUGAUGGUGGAAGAGCCUCCGGAGUGGGUGGCAGAGCCCGAGAGUCAGCUCGGUAUGAUCGGCUCCGACGUGGUCAUCAAGUGCUCCGCCGGCGGGACCCCUCGGCCGACGAUAACGUGGCGGGUGAACGGCGAACCUCUGCAGGCGGCCCCUGCAGCCAACAGGAAGGUGUUUGACGACACCAUCGUUCUGCACAACGCCAAAGCGUCUGACAGCGCCGUCUAUCAGUGCGAGGCCUCCAACAAGCACGGGACCCUCCUGUCGAACGCAAACAUCAUGAUCAUGAAUCUGGCCCCCAUGAUUCUCACCAAGGAGGGGGAGGACUACUCUGCGGUGGAGGGGAAGGGAGCGAUGAUGCACUGCUCGGUCUUCAGCUCUCCGCCUUCAACUAUCAUUUGGAGCAAAGACGACUCCCCGGAAUCCGUGGAGGGGCCGCGGUUCUCCGUUCACGACAACGGGUCGCUGGAGAUCUACGGCACCGCGAAGGACGACGCGGGGCAGUACACGUGUUUAGCCAAAAACACGGAGGGCUCGUCCGCCGUCGACGCCGCGCUCUACGUGAAAGAUCCCACUAGAAUAGUGGCGGCGCAGGAGGACCAGCGGAUCUUAAUAGGUGCCGCGGCCCAGCUCUCAUGCCUCGUGGAGUACGACAAGUCCUUCAGCAACGACUUUGAGCUCCUGUGGGAAAAAGACGAUAUGGCGAUAGGCCUCAACCACACUGAGAAUUCAAGAUACUUCGUGGAGAACGGCGUCCUGCAGAUCCUUAACGUGAGCCACGGGGACCAGGGCGUGUACACGUGCGUGGCGAGAACCCCGGUGGACCGGGACGCGGCCUCGUCGCGGCUCACGGUGCUAGAUGUCCCCGAUGCACCCCAGUACUUGGUACUGUCUGAACACAAGAGCAAAAGUGUGAAACUGAAAUGGAUCCCUGGGGACGAUCACAACAGCUCCACCACAGAGUUUAUCAUCGAGUACGAGGAGAGCCAGUGGGAGCCGGGGAACUGGAAGGAGCUGCUCCGCGUACCUGGCAACCACAACCAGGCUGUGCCCAAACUCCACGGCCACGUGGACUACCGCUUCCGCGUGUCCGCCGUCAACGCUGUGGGCAGGGGUCCCCCCGGCGAGCCCACGGAGAGAUACAAACCCCCGCCGGCAGCCCCUGACAAGAACCCCGACAAUAUCAAAAUCGAAGGUCAUUUGCCACAUGAAAUGGAUAUCAACUGGGAGCCCUUGCUCCCCAUUGAGCACAAUGGUCCCGGUUUGGAGUACAAGGUGAGUUACAGGAGGCAGGACGAGGAGGACUGGAAGGAGGACGUGGUGAAGAGACACUCGUUUGUGGUGAAGAAUACGCCGACCUUUGUCCCUUACGAGAUUAAGAUCCAAGCCAGGAACCACCAGGGCUGGGGCCCCGAGCCCAGGAUAGUGACCGGCUACUCGGGGGAGGACUUUCCCUCCGCUGCGCCCGACGACGUAGCCGUGGAGGUGGUCAACGGCUCAGUGGUCAAGGUCAGCUGGACGCGUGUUCACAAGGACAAGUUACAUGGACAUCUGGGAGGCUACAGGGUAAACUGGUGGCGCCUGCGCAGUCUGGUGAACUCGAAGAAAAGCCACGGGGACAAGCGCUCGCUGGCGUUCCCCGGGGACCGCGACCACGGCACGGUGCCGGGACUGACGCCCUUCUCCGAGUACAGCCUCAUCGUCAUGACCUUCAACGGGCGGGGCAACGGCCCCGGCAGCCACCCCCUCACCUUCAAAACCCCGCAGGGAGUCCCUGAGAGAAAUCCUGUCUUCAGGGUCACGGAUGCACAGAGGCACACCGUCUCUCUGCUCUGGGCCCCGCCAUCGGAGCCUAAUGGAAUUCUCACCGGGUACCUCCUCGAGUAUCAGCUCAUCAACGACACGGAGGAAGUGGGGCCACUGCAGCCGGUGAACAUCAGCAACCCCAACACCACCAAGUGGACCCUGCGCGACCUGGAGCCCGUGAGCAAAUACAAGCUCUACCUGCGCUCCUGCACCAUGGUGGGCUGCGGGCCCACCGUCAGCGAGGAGUGCACCACCACCCUCGAAACAAGUGUGGGUGUCUGGAAGAUAUCGGAGGCCUUAAACACCUCUAAGACCUUCCACGUCAUCGACGGGCUCGACCCUGGGACAGAGUACACUGUGCGCCUUAUUCCCAACAGCUGGCUUGAUAAUUCUAGCAUAUUUGAAGACGUUAUCACGACCGGGUUAACAGGUCUGGCCAGCGUCCACGGAGGAGUAUCCACCCAGGGCUGGUUUAUCGGCCUGAUGUGCGCCAUCGCUCUCCUCACUCUCAUUGUGCUGAUCGCCUGCUUUGUCAACAGAAAUAAAGGGGGGAAGUAUUCCGUGAAAGAAAAAGAAGACCUUCACCCGGACGUGGAGUCCCAGGGCAUGAAUGACGACACAUUUUGUGAAUACAGCGACAACGACGAGAAGCCACUGAAGGGCAGCCAGCACUCGCUGAGCCGAGAGAUCAAAGCCGGGGACAGCGAGGACAGCCUGGUGGACUACGGCGACGAGGACGUCCAGUUCAACGAGGACGGCUCCUUCAUCGGCGAGUACGCCGGCCGGAAGGAGAGGAAGAGGGCGUCCGCCGAGAUCAAGGCCACCAUUCAGACCCCGGCGUGAGGAGCGUGCGGCCGCCCAUCCAUCCAUCCAUCCAUCCAUCCUUCGUUUCUCGGGCAACGUCUUCGUCAAACCCGCCGAACAAAUGAAAGUGGCAAACAGACAUGAUCCAUACCGAGCACGCGCGUAACUUUAACGCGUCAUCGCCGACUGCACACUGCCGCCCCCCCCCCCCGCCCCCCCCCAUUGUAUACAGCUCUGUUUUUGUCGAGUCGCAACAGGAUGACCGUUACUAAAUACUGUGUGUAUAUAUAGUGUAUAUUGUAUGUGCGAAGUGUCUUUUUUUUAUAAUUAUUAUUACACACAAAAAAAGUCUAGAGGGCUUUUUUCUUUUCUUCCCAUCUCAUUACGUCCGCCGCAGUGUUUGUACAAAUGUUAGGAACAUUUCACUCUCCACUGCACAUCAUUAUGCAGCGUUGCCUCUCAGAUAAGUGGGAAUAUCAAGUUGAUAUUUUUCAAUUGCAGCUGACUAUUACUGACCUUUUAUAUUUGAAAUGGAUUCAUUAAAUAUGAUGGAAGAUGUAUAUGAAAAUGGAAGCUUAUUAACUUAUUCUAUCCUGUGGUUUUGUACCUGACAAAAAAUAACUAGGAAUUUUACAUAUCGCAAACAGCGAGUCAUCAAUCUCCCUGUGGUGUUAGAAGAAAAGUGAAAUGAAGCUAUAAUGUUUACGAUAAACAGCGCCGUACACUGCCAUACCGGACACGAAGGUAUUCAGAAAAAUCAAAGCCAUUAUACACUAUUGUUUAUCUGAUUAUUAAAAAUGUUUGUGUAAUCCAGCCGAUCACCUUUAUAUCCGAAUUUGUAUUAAAAAGCACCACUAAAGUUGAAUCCAGUUUAUAGACCGACUAUUUUACAACGCCCCAGUUGCUCUGAAAACAUAAUUUUGUCCAAGAAGUAGCCUCACACUGUAAGAGUUCGGAGGAAUAGUGGGAACAUUUGGGAAAAUAUGCGUAUUCGCUUCUUUACACGUCUGUACGGUAAAUGUGAAGUUACGGCUAGCAGCCGGUUAGCUUAGCUUAGCCUAGCGUAAAGACCGGAAGCGUCCGUCCCAUAAAAGGUAACGAAAUAUGGCUAGAAAUUGAUAAGCAUGAUAAUGUUUCCUAAAACAUCAAACUAUUACUCUAAAGCAGUCCUCCAGUGAUUUAGCAUUGUGCUCCAAUAUUGUUUUUUUUGGUAUAAAGGGUGGAAAUCCUACACUUCCCAUAAUUCUUGUCGGCUUAACACCCAAGUCGUUCCAAUCCCGCAACCCCAGUUUGUAACGCAGUCCCAAAAGUCCAAAUUGGGAUAACCCCGGUGACAUCACUGUGACAUCAUCAUCAGUCUUCUUGACAAAGCACCUCCGGAGCCACAGAACAUUAACCAACUGUAUUUGUCCACUGAACAGUUCUCAAUAUGAUCAAUACACAGAUGUGCAUCUGUGAUCUGGUGGACUGCCCCUUUAAGAAGCGCCUGUCAUGGGAUUUUUGUUUGUUUGUUGUAAGCAAUCAGAUUUCUGUAAUCUGGUUGCGUGCUGAGAUGAAAUAGACUGUAGUCAACGUUAUGUCAGUCUUAACAAGCCUUACUCUUACUUUCAAUAUACUGUCAUGUCAAAAACACCAUCACUCUGUCGCUCAGCAUUAACAUUAGCACCAUGAAAAAGAAAAAAAAUAGCAAAUUUUUUUUUUUUGUUGUAAAAAUUCAGCCAUUGCAUGUUAAGAAUGUUGAUCGGUGGUUGUUUUUGUUUUUUCGAUGUCAUUAAAAUUGCUUUUACUUUCUU
Molecule: messenger RNA, 5405 nt
Organism: Cyclopterus lumpus (lumpfish)
Lineage: Eukaryota; Metazoa; Chordata; Actinopteri; Perciformes; Cyclopteridae
Gene: chl1b
Product: cell adhesion molecule L1-like b
Exons: 26
Coding region: 1-3651 (1216 amino acids)
Biological process (GO): cell-cell adhesion
Molecular function (GO): protein binding
Source: RefSeq, a predicted model, not a curated record